AYAAACAGAUGUCUUUUGCUAAUAAUAGAGAGUUCUAGAAGAAACAUGAAAAGACGUGCCUUGUAAUACCAUAGCAACAAUGUUUGCAGAUAUUGUGGUAUGUAAUUAUAAGUAAACAGCAUCAAACGCCUUCGUAGUAAGAGAUAUCUCGAGAGCGCUCCGAGGUCAAAAAUCRUCCUCAACUGACCUAAGAGGGAAGUGAACUAUUCGGUGGGGAAAAUCUAUCGGUUUUUUUGUGUGUGUCUUUUUCUGGUGAGACUGUUUCUUGGAAAUGAAACUGCUACUUGGAGCUUUAAUCAUCGGUGUUACAUAUUUCGCAUAUGUCUCCUCUCUCAACUGCUGGAUGUGUAGGAAUGGAGCGGCGUCCUUUGACCUCUGUGAUCAAAAGAAAGAAAGGGAAGACUGUGGAGCCAUGCUGAGGUGCGGUACAUUUUCGUAUAUACCAAAACCAAACGCAAGUAGAAUCUUCGGGAAAAGUUGUACAACCAUCGAGYUGUGUAGUGGGAACAACUCCUUCUGUAAAUAUAUUGGAGAGCAAUGCCGAGUUCAGUGUUGUGAUACCGAGCUGUGCAAUUUCCAGAAGGGAUUCGCACCUACCUCCCCACCCCUCCCCCUCACAACGGUAAUAACAGCAGCUCCAACUACGAAGCCGACAACUACGAAGCCGACAACUACGAAGCCGACAACUACGAAGCCGACAACUACGAAGCCGACAACUACGAAGCCGACAACUACGGAGCCGACAACUACGACGCCGACGGAAAAACCGACAGUGAAGACAAAGGAACCGACAGAAAAGCCUUUGAAUCCUUCAAAAGAUCCUCAGAGUGGAGAAGAUGAUGAAGACUGUAGCUGGGUURAUGGAUCUGCAAGUUCUGUCACCAACAACGUCUUCACUAGUAGAAUGUGCUUGGUUUUACUUGCUAUUUUCCUUUUGGUUUUAUAAACACGAAAAUCGCAUUGUGAAUUCACGUGCUGAAUAUGUGGUGGUACAUUGGUCACGUGAUCAAUCCAGCUCACGUGUUUAGCACGUGAUAAUGCAAAAGUCACAUGAUCGACCAAACUUACGUGGUUAACUCACGUGAUCGACAAAGUUACUCGUGUUUAGCACGCGAUAAAUGCAAGUCACAAAAGUUCUACCAAUUCAACUUUAAUUUUGGUCACUCGCGUGACCUUUGUACUAUCACGUGCUAAGAACUUGAAUCAUCACAUGCCAUACGCAAUAUCACUUGCUGAGCACGUGUACUAGUUGAUCACGUGACCAAUGUACCAUCACACCUUGGUGAUCACAUGAUCGGCCAAGUACACUUGUUUAGCACGUGAUAAUGAUCAAGUCACGUGAUAGACCACAUUUCGUGUAUAUCGCGUGAUACUGAUAUACAUAGUGCAGUUUUCG
Actinia tenebrosa (Australian red waratah sea anemone) is the source of this 1396-nucleotide messenger RNA. RefSeq lists its product as uncharacterized. NCBI's taxonomy places the organism in Eukaryota, Metazoa, Cnidaria, Anthozoa, Actiniaria, Actiniidae. The record is from RefSeq and is a predicted model, not a curated record.